This is a messenger RNA of Xylaria bambusicola, 5876 nucleotides long. RefSeq names its product ankyrin. The transcript has 8 exons. The record is from RefSeq and is a predicted model, not a curated record. NCBI's taxonomy places the organism in Eukaryota, Fungi, Ascomycota, Sordariomycetes, Xylariales, Xylariaceae. Gene Ontology annotation, molecular function: protein binding. The coding region runs from base 89 to 5626 and encodes 1845 amino acids.
AGGUAUUAUUAGUAGAGGUUCGACAUGAGGAACCGAUAUGCGCAAACGAACCACUUCAAUACAAUCCCAUUCGUAAAGGAAAGCUACGAUGUCUGACGAGCCGGGUGACACAUCGAGCACGAGUUCUACGGAAUCUCUACCCCGCGAGAAUCUUGAUGAAGCUUGUCGAGAGUCACGCCUAAACGACAUAUCGGCUACGAAUGCUGUAGAGAAGACGUAUGACCAACGGUCAUCGCAUAGCGAUUAUGAAGAUACCGGCAAAUCUAAGUUUGAUUCAAGAGAAGACAUGAAGGGUGAUGCCCUUGGCAAUAUUGAGGGAGACACAUAUGAAUCACCUUCGGCAAAUCAGGACCUUCAAUCGUUGCUAGGAAAUGAUUCAGAGGGUCUUGAGGACCUACGUGACCUUAUGCCGAACACAAGACCAAGUUCCUCUUCGUCCGGCUAUUUUUCGCCCAAUCCCAUUGGCCUCGACGUGGUUAUUGUUCAUGGCUUUUUCGGGUCACGACGAUCACCUUGCGAAAAUCCUGGAUCCGGCACUUCGAAGUGGUUGCAUGCAUGGCAGGAUCGAGACUGUAAAAUCAUGAGUUUCAGUUACGAUACUUCAGUAUUCUUAUCUGGAACUCGCGUUCGGUGGUUCAUUAGACGAUUGGCUAUCAAGCUUUUGGAUGAUCUGAAGCGUGCAAGACAGCAAUCUAGUCAGCGCACCAUUAUGUUCGUGGCUCAUGAUCUUGGAGGAAUCAUUGUGAAAGACGCAUUGACACUAUCCGGGCUGAAACCCGCAUUAUACGCUGAUGUGUUUGAUUUCACACGUCUUCUCGUUUUCUACGGUUGCCCUCAUAGAUCCUUGAGUGAUGGUGAAAUGGAGGACAGGCUGAAUAGGUUCUUAUAUCGUCCUUGUGAUUCGGACAAGCCGAAGUUGCCAUCAUUAGGACAAUCCACAAAAGCACUCGCGAGGGCAGUUAUUGACAUCAAUCAGCUCUAUAUGGAUUCAAAGCAUAACUUCCGGUCAUAUGUUUUUAGUGUUUUUACGAGUGAAGGUUCAGAUUUGGAUCAGGUCUUUGACCACUACACGAGUACUAUGGGCGUCCCAUUCGAGCUGCGUUAUGAGGGCGAGAAUGGGGGCGGUGAGCGCGGCAUUGAAAACGGUAUUGAUGAAAUAAGCUCUUUAAUCCGGGUGAACGUCAAUCUAUUAGCAAAUGAAAGAAUGCUACUAUCUGCCGCAUCCCCUCUGCUGCCACUGAAAUCUGGUCCGGGAGGUGAUCAUGUCUUCUCAUGGAUCAGCGAUAACAGCUGGUACAAGUCAUGGUAUAAUCAGAGGAAGCCCCAAUUGCUGUAUCUCCAUAGCAGUCUUGAUACACAGUUAGCGUCUGAGUUCAUCUUCUACGAUUUGGAGUAUCUGCACUUGAAAAGAAACGGUCAGGUCGUCGUCUAUUUUAGUUUUGACAAACACGACAUCAGGCGCGACAACAUCCAAGACAUGCUAGCUACCAUCCAAAUCCAAAUGCUAGGACACUUCCCAACGAUAUCGGACAUCUCUGAAGGCCAGCUUGAGCAGCAUCAGCGGGAUCGUAGCCUACACUACAAAGACCUCCUGCACUGGUUCGAACAUUAUCGACACGCCGGCGAGGUAGACGGGAUAUCAUGUGUUCUAAAUCACUUCGACGAAUGUGAGCCGAUGUCCAGGAAAUCAUUUCUCGACCAACUCCAAUACGCCUCGCAGGCUCAAGAGCGACCGUUUCGAGUCCUCGUUACUAGUCGGCAACCAAGGGUACUCUUAGAAGAGCUUUCAGAGUGGCCAGCUCUCGAUCUGGAUCAAUUAGCACCAUCUCAACCAACCCAGAUAUCCAGCAUAGCGUCAUAUGAAUCGCUCAGCUACGCAUAUUCAAAUGUUCGAGGAUUCAAAAAAGAAGUUGAAGAAGAGCUGAAAGCAAUCAGCAAGCUUGAAUCUGAUGUUCAAACCCUCAUCCUCCAGCAUGUAGUGCAAGAUGAGCGAUGGCCAUCAACUAUUUCAAUCAGACACGUCUUUGGAUCUUUGGAGGCAGUCACGAUAGAAUCCGCUGUCUCUAAAAUUUUAGAUCAGAUUCCUGACAAGCCUUUUGUUCUCCGGUCAUUGACGUUACUAUUAUAUGCAGUCCGGCCCCCUACUGUCUGGGAACUUGCAGCUAUUAACCGUCUCGCCACCACCGAAAACUCCUCUACCUUGUGCUCAAGUGUAGCGGAGACCGACAAGGUCCGUAACAAGUUACAGAUGUGGCUUGCAGGAAUUGUAAUUCUAUCACAGGCAGAGGCAUUUAUUACAACACCUCGAAUACGAGAAGCGCUUUUGGCCGAGCUAAACAACGCAACUGGUUUGUCUAGCUUGGCCGGUUGCCUCUCUCCCAACGUAGCUCAUGCAAAUAUCGCCAAAUGCUGUCUGCAGUGCCUUUCCUCUGAAACUGCACAAAUUGAGUUACAGAAUCUUUAUGAUGUCUCUCGAACUGAUCAUUCCCAGCUGGCAAUGAUUUGCGAUCGUACAAGCCUGUUAGAUUAUGCUACACAGUUUUGGGUGCAUCACCUUGCCCUCUCUUCGGACUCCGAAGGAUCUUUUCAUGAGUUAGCAACAGACCUAACAUCGUUCCAUGAUUCCGGCGCCGUAUCUUCCUGGACUAAAGCUCUCUGGGUGUUGGCAAACCCGAUGACGAGGAGUCGACAACCAACCGAGUCUUUGUACCCCAUUCUAGCUGGAGCGGGUCUAGCUAGUCUAGCAGAAGAGUGGACUCAAGCCGAGGACUUGUCUAUUGGACUAGUCGAGGCAAGCUCCAAUAGAUCCAUCCAUACUGCCUACCUCCUGUUAUCAAGAUUGAGACAUUCGGCAGAGUAUCUGCAAGAUGCACUUGUUGGUGCCGGCGCCUAUGGUGAUGAGGCUGCCUGGUUUGACCUGAUAGCUCACAUCCACGCGGAGUACCCCGACUUCCCAUGGACCACCCAGGUGGCACUAGUCUGUCGGGCAAGCUGGCUAGAUCAAGAGAAAGUCCUGAACAAGCUUUUGGACCUUGGGUGUCCGGUGGAUGAGAGCAUUCCCAACGCGCUCGGGAGCCGUACUCCGCUACGUCAAGCAGUUUAUAUGAAUAGCGUUACGAGUGCAAAGAUACUAAUAAAACGCGGCGCAGAUCCACUACAAGUUAGAUCUGACGGACGAACUCUCCUUUACACCGCAUCAUCUAUGGGGUAUGUGGAGAUGGUCAACUUACUGGCAGAGCAUGGCGCAGACCUGAAUGCCGCAUCGGAGGAGUCAAUCACGCCAAUUUAUGCCGCCUGCCUUUACGGGCAUUAUAAAGUGGUGGAGGCACUUGCAGCAUUGGGUGCAGAUCCAAACAUCAAAGUCUAUGAAAGCCAAGAUGAGCCAGCAUGGGCCCCCAUUACCUGUGCACUAUCAGAGAAGCAUACAAACUGUGCACAUGCCUUAUUGAAUGCAGGUGUAGAUCUUGUAAGUCCUGGGGUACAUGGAGUUCCUCUUUGGUAUGCAGUCAAUUUAGGGCUCCUCGGCACAUGUCGCGAUAUCCUAAAUAGGGGUUCAGACCCAAAUAAUCAUCCCGGCUCACCCCCGAUGCUUAUACAAGCAGUAACUUCAAAGGAACCCGACAAUCGCCUCGAAAUCAUCGAAUUGUUGAUAAACAAAGAAACACGUAUCAACGAUAAGGACACUUUUGAUCAGACAGCACUAUGGUGGGCAUGCCAGUCAGACCACCCUCAAACGCUAGCAAUUGUCGCAUUAUUACUUAAACACGGCGCAAACGUGAAUUCUCAAUCUCAGGAUGGAAAUGCACCACUGCAUAUUGCAGUAUCACGAGGCAAUGUCGAAUUGCUAGAACUCCUAGUUAAGACUCCUGGGGUCAACCUCGAUGUGGUCAACAUGAACGAUGCAAGGCCAAUAUCUUUAGCAUAUGACAACGAAGCGCUAGUAAGAGUCCUGCUUGAAGCUGAAGGCGACCCAAAAGUGCAACAAAAAAGCAGAAAUUAUGCCUUAGUCGCAGCAAUACGAGAAAAUCUCGUCGAGGUAGUAAAAUUGUUCAUCCAGCACAACACUCGCAUUGACCCUCCUGAUGAGGAUCGAGACAACAGUCGAUGGGAACCUAUGGAACUGGCGGCCCACUGCGGAAGAUCUGAUAUCGUAAGAAUACUUGCUGAGAGUGGCAGCGAUAUUAAUCGUCGAUUUGUUAAUAACAAGCCUCUGGUCCAUAUAGCAGUCGAUGAUGAUGCGCUGGGCGCACUUUUGGAGUUUAGGCCGAGGCUCGAUGUCCAGGACGAUAGCGGUGGUUCGCCACUACACGCUAUCAGGCGCUACACAUCUCUAGAAAACGUGAAACUGCUUGUCCGUGCUGGGCUCGACAUCAACCUCACUAAUAAAGACAACGUCACACCUCUCGUCCAAGCGUUGAGGUGGGGCAACGAAGAAGCGGCGAACUAUUUACUAUCCAAGAAAGCCAGCUUAGUCAUUACCUCUCCGGUCUAUGGCGGAGCUCUGCACGCCGCUUGCAGUACGGGUUUAGUGGACGUGGUAAGAAGGCUAAUCGAAUUGGGAGCAGAUGUCAACAUGGUAGUAUCGAGCCUUGGGGGCUCGCCACUGUCGUGUCUCUUCAACGGAUACUAUUACAACGAAGAACUGAGCGGAGAACCGAAAUCGUUACCAUCAUCGGAGGCACAGACAGAAAUUUUGGACAUGUUAAUUGCAGCUGGUGCAGAUGUUACAAUGCCAAGUGGCCUCUUCUUUGGCACGGUUAGCGGUGCUGUAGCUUGGGGCGGCAUUGAAGAACAUAUAGAGAAGAUCGCAUCCAAGGGCGCAAUCUUCUCUGCCAAAGAUGCGAUGGGUAGACAACCCCUACAUAUUGCAGCCGUCCGCGGAAACGUUAGUAUAUUUACCGCCAUUUUGGAUGCCAGCCCCGAGCUAGGUGAGAGAGACAAUUGCGGCCGCAAUAUCGUAAGCUGGGCUGCUCAGGGUGGCUGCGUCGAAAUACUUGAAAAGACGCUGGAUAUUGCUGGAGCUGAAGCUGUCAAUGAGCAGGAUAUGACGGGUUGGACGCCACUUUGCUGGGCGGCUAGAGGCGUUGGAACAACACGCACCCCUUUGGAUGACUACAGCCAAAGAAGAAUGAUUUUGACGCUUUUGGAAAGGGGGGCGGACAAAUCCAUCAAGUCAUCGAUAGAAGAUAAAGAGUAUACGCCGGAAGGCAUCGCGACAUCUCAUGGUUGCAGUGAAGAUAUCAUAGGACUUCUCUCUCUCAGCACUACGUCUUCGGUGCCCCCGAGUAACACCAAUAGGAUGUCUGAUUCUGGAGAAGUGGACGGCAUGCCGCCAAGAGGGACUAAGCUACGGAAUAAUGAAGGUAGCUGUGGUUUUUGCUUCGCUGGCUGUUGGGGGUUUAAAUAUGUUUGCAAAACGUGUGUGGUGUUUUGCCUCUGUUAUAAAUGCUAUGAGCUGAAACAUCAUAUUCACCCGUCUAGUCACGAUUUUGAGGUUAUCGGGCAAGAAUAUGAAUCCCCCAGCGAGAGCCCACCAUCACGCCGCUCGUCUCAGGCGAAUUCAACAAGCGGAGCUAGUACUUCAUCCGAGAGCGAUUCCGAGAGUGAGAGUGAAGAUGAUGGGUAAUUAAGUAUAUGGUUCUGCGGCCAAGGUUGACUAUGCUAAGCUAGCUACUUUAAUUGGACUUGUCAUUCCGUACUGCUUUCUGUAGGGAGAUUGUUUUACCGUUGAAACGUAGUCUAGUUUAGAUAAGUUCUGUGAAAGAAUACGUACAUUAAGUAUUCGUCACACUUAAUCCUGUGCCUGAAUAUCUAUGUUUCUAUGAUUUAACAGCUGCGUGAUGACUACGCUAGCUAGGUACGUUUCCGACGCUGUU